Messenger RNA from Aspergillus melleus, 1902 nucleotides. RefSeq lists its product as uncharacterized. Gene Ontology annotation, biological process: transmembrane transport. The transcript is spliced from 4 exons. The coding region runs from base 1 to 1902 and encodes 633 amino acids. The record is from RefSeq and is a predicted model, not a curated record. Lineage: Eukaryota; Fungi; Ascomycota; Eurotiomycetes; Eurotiales; Aspergillaceae. Gene Ontology annotation, molecular function: myo-inositol:proton symporter activity. Gene Ontology annotation, cellular component: membrane.
AUGCCUGGCAAGGACGAGAUAGGGGUCUUCGGGGACCCAAUCCCCGAGCAUCACAACGUCGAAUACGCCACGGAUAAAGAGCAUAUCCUGCCUCGCCGCAUCUUCGGGACGGCGGCCGAACGGGCCCGGCGCAAUCUGAACGCGAAGCUGGCGAAUCCGUUGGCGGGAUAUAGUCAUGAGGAACUGCGCAAACAAGGCAUCACCUUUGCCAUCACUCACCAGAUCGGCGACGAAGAGGAUAUUCGCGCGUUUGGCAUCGGCGCUGUCCUGGCGCAGACGCCGGAGAAGGUCACUAAUCUGCCCAGCAUGACGGCGGAGGAACUGGCGGCUUUGCAAAAGGAAUUCACAAAUCGUUGGUCCCAGCCGUGGACGAUGUACCUGGUCAUUAUUUUGUGCUCACUGUCGGCUGCGGUCCAGGGAAUGGAUGAAACGGUCGUCAACGGCGCGCAGAUCUUCUACAAGCAUCAGUUCGGUAUCAGCGGCAACGAUUCUCGGUCGAAUUGGCUGGUUGGCCUGGUCAACUCCGCUCCCUAUCUCUGCUGCGCCGUCAUCGGUUGCUGGCUGACGGUGCCGUUCAACGCCUGGUUUGGUCGACGAGGAACAAUCUUCAUCACCUGCUGCUUCUCCGCGCUGGCCUGUCUGUGGCAAGGAUGCGUGAAUACCUGGUGGCACAUGUUCAUAUCGCGGUUCGCGCUGGGAUUCGGCAUCGGGCCCAAGUCCGCCACGGUCCCUGUGUAUGCUGCCGAAACGGCGCCGCCAGCUAUCCGUGGUGCCUUGGUGAUGCAAUGGCAGAUGUGGACGGCGUUUGGCAUCAUGUUUGGCUAUGCGGCGGAUCUCGCCUUCUUCGAGGUGCAGGAUCAGUCUGGAAUCAUCGGCUUGAACUGGCGCCUCAUGAUGGGAUCAGCCAUGUUUCCGGCCCUCCUCGUCUGUUGUUUUGUUUUCUCCUGUCCCGAGUCGCCACGCUGGUACAUGUCCCGGAAUCUGUAUGCCAAAGCAUACCAGUCCAUGUGCAGUCUGCGGCCCACCAAGAUCCAAGCAGCCCGAGACAUGUACUAUAUGCACACGUUGCUGGAGGCAGAGAACUCCAUGAAGCUUGGGCAAAACAAAAUCUUAGAGUUGAUCGCCGUGCCUCGUAAUCGACGUGCUUUGAUUGCCUCUGAGCUUGUCAUGUUUCUGCAACAGUUCUGUGGAGUCAACGUAAUCGCCUACUACUCAUCCGAAAUCUUCCUCGAGACCACCAACCAGCGCAACGCCCUGACAGCCUCUCUCGGCUGGGGUCUAAUCAACUGGCUCUUCGCCAUCCCAGCCGUCUACACGAUCGACACCUUCGGCCGCCGCAACCUCCUCCUCACCACCUUCCCCCUAAUGGCCAUCGCCAUGUUCUUCACGGGCUUCAGCUUCUGGAUCCCCGAAGACACGCACAACUCCGCACGCCUCGGCUGCAUCGCCCUAGGCACCUACCUCUUCGGCGUCGUCUACUCCACCGGCGAAGGCCCCGUCCCCUUCACCUACUCCGCCGAAGCAUAUCCCUUGUACGUACGAUCCUACGGCAUGGCGCUAGCCACCGCCACGACGUGGCUCUUCAACUGGCUCCUCGCCAUAACGUGGCCGUCGCUGCGUAACGCGUUCACCCCGCAGGGCGCGUUCAGCUGGUACGCGGGCUGGAAUAUCGUCGGCUGGUGGCUCAUACUGAUGCUGCUGCCCGAGACGAAGGGAAAGACGCUGGAGGAACUCGAUCAGGUGUUUUCAGUCUCGACGCAUUUCCACGCUGCUUAUGGGCUGCGGCAGAUUCCGUUCUUUGUGAAACGGUAUAUAUUGAGGAGGAAGGUGCAGCCGGAGGUUUUGUAUGAAAGGGAGGAUUUGUCGGCGGUGAAUCCGGAGGCGGGAUUUAAUACUAUUUGA